CCUCCCACCACCCUCCGGCACCCGCACGCUCCGGGGGGUUCCCAGGCUCCGGGUCUCAGGCGUGAGGACACAUCAGCCGAAAGAGUUAAUCGGGGCAGGGCAGGGAAUGUGUGAAGGCAACAUGUGACUGCAGGUGGGGCAGGGCGGAGGGAUGAAUCACUCUUUUCCUUUUCCUCUUUUCACUUCUUGCUGUUACCUGUCCGGCCCCGGCACUGCGCGCUGGCAGGAGCCCCGAGCCACCGACCUGCCAGCCAGGGCGAUGCACAGGAGGCUGACGGGGAGCGUUCGCCGCCGCCAGACCCACGGGCUGACCCGCUGCUCCAGGGGGGAUAACCAGGGACGGCGUCUCGGCCGAGAAAUCCUGCUUCUCGCUGCCCUUCAUUAAGCCAGUUUUCUCUUUGUUUCUUUUUUUUUUCCUCCACUUUUUAUUUCGUCGGGUGUGUUAUCGUUGUCUUGGGAGAGCAGAGGAUGAGGAGAGCGUGGACUCGGAGGUGAAGGACCUUCCUGGCGGUGCUCAUACACCUGGGGCUGUCUCUGCCCUGUCACACAGCCCCGGCCGUGGGAAGCUCCGUGUUUAUCUUGCCUGGAGCCCUCUCACCCCGUGGAGCCGGGAGCAAGCCAGAAACCAAAUCCUCCUCCCCAGCAGAGAAGAGCUCCGGCGUGGCAGGAGCCGUUGGAAAAGGGAGCGCUGCCUUUCCCGAGCUGCCCGUCGAGCCAGGGAGGGCGAAGCAAAAGGGGAUCGUGUGUUUAAAGACUGGAGAAUAAUUAAUUCCUUAUUUAUUGCCGACAUCCGGCGCUCGGUGGGGGCACAGAGCUCCCCUGGGAGAGGCGCGCGGUCACCAUGGCUUUCUCCCAGGUGCAGUGCCUGGAUGACAGCCACGUCAACUGGAGGUCCAGCGAGUCCAAGCCCGAGUUCUUCUACAGCGAGGAGCAACGCCUGGCCCUGGAGGCACUGGCCUCCCAUGGCCGCGACGCCUUCUACGAGGUCCUGAAGAGGGAGAACAUCAGGGACUUCCUCUCCGAGCUGGAGCUCAAGAAGAUCCUGGACACGCUGGAGACGUACGACCCCGGCUCUGAGUACAUCCCGCGCCACGGCGGCAGCGCGGGGGGGAGCGAAGGGGAUGGCAACAGCCAAGGGGAUGAGCAGGACAUGGCUCCUUCCCUGGAGUACUGGCCCCAGAGGUCCGACCGCUCCAUCCCGCAGCUGGACCUGGGCUGGCCCGAGACCAUCGCCUACCGCGGGGUCACCCGCGCCACCGUCUACAUGCAGCCGCCCAUCGAGGGGCAGGCGCACAUCAAGGAGGUGGUGAGGAAGAUGAUCUGCCAGGCUCAGAAGGUCAUCGCGGUGGUCAUGGAUAUGUUCACUGAUGUAGACAUCUUCAAGGACCUCCUGGACGCAGGCUUCAAGAGGAAAGUGGGGGUCUACAUCAUUUUGGAUGAGACCAACGUGAAGCACUUCCUGCAGAUGUGCGAGCGAGCCCACAUGCACACCGGGCACCUAAAGAACCUGCGCGUCCGCAGCACCGGGGGGACGGAGUUCUUCACGCGCUCGGCCACCAAGUUCAAAGGGGCUUUGGCCCAGAAGUUCAUGUUUGUGGAUGGGGAUCGAGCCAUGUGUGGAUCCUACAGCUUCACCUGGUCUGCGGCGAGGACGGACCGAAACGUCAUCACAGUCCUCUCGGGCCAAGUGGUGGAGGCGUUUGACAAGCAGUUCCAGGAGCUCUACCUCAUGUCCAAGGGGGUGAGCCUCAAGUCCAUCUCCAUGGGUGAAGAGCCCGAACCCGAGCCCGUAACGCUGCCCUCGGUCGUGCCGGUGACCCCCGCCAACGCCGUGGUGAAGAAGCUGAUAAACCCUAAAUAUGCCCUGGUGAAGGCCAAGAGCGCUGACCAGAUCAGCAAGACUUCAUCUGAGAACCAGGACAAGAACCAGAAGGCAGACAACAAAGGCAAAGCCGUGCCCGAGGGCCCGGGGGGUGACCGGCACGGGGACAUGGGAGACCUGUCCCUGCUCAUCCACCCCGGCCUCCUGAAUCUGGAGAAAGCCAACAUGUUUGACUAUCUGCCCACCUGGGUGGAGCCUGACCCCGAGCCCGGGAGCGAAGUCCUGGGCUACAUCAACAUCAUUGACCCCAAGAUCAAGAACGUGAAGCUCUCGCAGAUGAACCGCAUCAAAGUCUGCGACGUCUCCCAGGCCAGCGCCCAGCACCGGCAGAUGCUGAAGAACAGGGAGAUGGAGGCCAAGAAAAACUCAGAGCAAGAGCCACCUCUGCUGUCCCCCUGCCAAAGACAGAUCCCACAGCCCCCCAUGGAAGCCCCUACAGCGCCCACUGCCAGCCACAUGGAAGGCAUCAGCUGGACAACGAAGCAAGCAGGAACAUUUGCCUCUUCACCGUUGGGCCACCACUUGAAGCCACAGGAGGAGACACUGGAGACCAUCAAACCACCAGUUCCAAAGCCAAGGACCGUCCCCGUUGGUGUCCUUGUGACCAAAGUCAUUACAACCUGUGACAGCAGCACUGCCCUGGAGGGUGACACACAACCACUGCUGGCCGACCAUAAGGGUGUGAAGCAGGAGCGGGAGGAGAAACCCAACGGAGCUUCCACGGAGACCUGCCACCUCCAGCCAGACCGGCCUGUGGCAGGGCCACAAGAGGACAAAGGGCCUCCCUGCUCCCACAACGGGCUGGGAGAAGAGGAGGAGGAGGAGGAAGAGGAGUACAUCACUCUCAGUGACCAGGAGAGUUACUCCAGCAGCUCUGCUGACCACAGCUACCGCCGCUCCAACGCCUCCUCCAUCUCAGACGAGUACUUCGAGGUGAGGGAUCGCUACGGGCCGCUCCGGAGAACCAACUCAGACGUCACCCACAACGGGGAGAUCCUUCCCAUGCAGAGGAAGCUCAGUGACCCCCACAUCAGCCGGGGCACCUUCGUCAGCCCCCUGGGCAGCCUCCCGUCCCUGAAGCACGUCCGCGUGGAGGACGUGACGAAGAGGAGGAGCAACGCCGUGGAGAUCAGGCGUGUGCUGCCCCGCACCAUCCUGGAUGGCAACAGCUCCUACCCCAGCAGUGCCACCCAGGGGACGCACAUCUACCGCUACCGACCCAGGACCCCCGCGGGCAGAGAGCAGGGCAAGGAGGUCUCCUGCUCCCCGACGCACGAGAAACCCCUCGGGGCCCCCAAGUACAGAGGGGAUGGAGCAGAACCCAAAAAGACCAUUGCAGGCAGCCAGCCCUACUGGCAGAGCAAAGCCUUCAGCCCCAGCAAGCCCACGGCACCCGGCCACCUCUCUCCGAGCAACCCCAGGGCGUCGGGCAAACGCUUCACCUCCCUGCCCGAGAGCCAGAAGCCAACCGAGGAGAUGAGGACACCCCUCGGCAUCCCGCUCUCCAAACUGUCCCAGUCCAAGCACCUCAAGAACAGGGUGGCGGGAGCCCCGGGUGCUUCUGUGGACUCCAAAAAGCAGCCCCCUGAGAGCACGGGCCAGAAGGAGCACUAGGGGCUGGUGAAGGUGGUCCCCGCAGGGCGAGAGCGGUGGUGGAGCGUUGCCUGGAGCCCAGGCCACGCCGUGUUACACGGGGCAGGGGAUCCUUGUUUACAUUUACCUGGU
Neopelma chrysocephalum (saffron-crested tyrant-manakin) is the source of this 3607-nucleotide messenger RNA. RefSeq names its product family with sequence similarity 83 member G (gene SACK1G). NCBI's taxonomy places the organism in Eukaryota, Metazoa, Chordata, Aves, Passeriformes, Pipridae. The coding region runs from base 842 to 3496 and encodes 884 amino acids. The transcript has 5 exons. The record is from RefSeq and is a predicted model, not a curated record. Gene Ontology annotation, cellular component: nucleus; cytosol. Gene Ontology annotation, biological process: BMP signaling pathway.